Molecule: messenger RNA, 859 nt
Organism: Lagopus leucura (white-tailed ptarmigan)
Lineage: Eukaryota; Metazoa; Chordata; Aves; Galliformes; Phasianidae
Gene: CUNH9orf85
Product: chromosome unknown C9orf85 homolog
Exons: 4
Coding region: 26-565 (179 amino acids)
Source: RefSeq, a predicted model, not a curated record
GCCUGCAGCGGCGGUUGCCGGGGGAAUGAGCUCCGAGAAGGGGAACGUAGCGCGCAGGCGGCCCCAGCGCCACCAGAACGCGCGCGCCUUCAGGAACGACAAGUACGACACCAGCGCGCGGCUGAAGAAAAUAAAUUCUAAACUUCAUGACGGAGUGUGUCAGCAUUGUAAAGGUAUUUUGGAGUGGCGGGUAAAAUUCAGCAAGUAUAAACUACUAUCAAAACCUAAAAAAUGUGUGAAGUGCCUCCAGAAAGCUGUGAAAGAUCCUUACCACAUUAUUUGUCGACCAUGUGCUAGUAAACUAGAAGUUUGUGCCAAAUGUGGAAAGGAAAAAGAAAUUGUAAUUCCGAUCAAUAAAGGACAAGAUGGAAUUGAGGAUAAGACUACUAAAAAUGGCCAGGAAAGUGGACUGGAGGAUGAACUGGAUUUUGACAUGAACUUGAGUAGUACAGACAGUGAAGAAGAUUCUGAUAGGCUUGAAGAAAGAUUUAAAAGUAUGAACUUUGAAAGGACAGAGAUUCAAAAACUUGAGUUUGUAGAAGAGACUGUACACAAUGAAUUGUGAUAGACUGAUGCUUUCCUCUGACUUCUGCUCUGAAAACCUGGUCUGACAUUUAAAAUCCUCAUGUAUUGGCACAGUGUGUUUUGAUUCUUGUUGUGGAGAGACUUGUUACUUGUUUGAAAGACUCAGAGUUUGAAUCUUUAAGUACAGUUAUUUCUUGUAUGGAUGUUCCUCUGUGUGUUAUUGAUAUGAGUCCAGUAUUACACAACUGUUGUAUUGCCAUUUGAAAAACUACAUGGACAUCUGUAGUUCAAACAAAGAAAUAAAAAGUUCUGUCAUUUAAAAAAAAAAAAAAAA